AUCAGCUGCACAUCUUCUUCACCAGCAUUGAGUGACAAAUCACGUUAUGCAUCCUUUUUCCGUGUCAUUCCAAGUGAUAUAUACCAGACAAAGGCUCUGGCAAAGCUCAUGAAGCACUUUAACUGGGACUGGGUUGGAGUGGUGACGAUAGACGAUGAAUACGGAGAACCUGCUCUGCAGCAUUUUCUGUCCGAUUCAGAAAAAGAAAACAUAUGUGUGCAUUUCCAGGAAGUGUUACCAAAUUACUUAGGUUCCUUAAAUAUUGACAAGCGCAUCAAAGAGGUGGCUGAGAAAAUCCGAAACUCCACUGCCAAAGUUGUGCUGCUCAUUUUGAGACCAGAACAUGUGGAGAUGCUCUUUAAAGAGAUGAUUAAGACAAAUACUACUCGAAUCUGGAUCGCCAGUGAUGCCUGGUCUACAGCACGCUUUGUAAUGAAGAUGAAGGACAUAAAUAAGGUUGGAGACAUCUUUGGCUUUGACUUUGUCACAGGGAUCAUUCCAGGUUUUGAAGACUUCCUCAAGAAUCUGACGAUAAGCCCAGGAGUGAGGAAUGAUUUCAUAAGGGAGUACAAACAGUUGAGGUUCAACUGCAGUCAGCAGUCGGAGCACACGUCCCCUUUGGCCUGUAGUGUGACAGAUCCUUUAGAGGCGAAUGAUGACUACCUGCUCCAUGCUGUGCAUCUGAUGGAGGCCUACAGUCAGAGAGUAGCAGUGUAUGCUGCAGCUCAUGCCAUCAGGAAACUUCUUAAAUGCAACGACACUGCCUGCUCUGGAGCUGCCAACUUAUUGCCGUGGCAGCUUGUGGACAUUCUUCGUAAAGUGAACUUCACUUUGGACAGUAAGACAUACACCUUUAAUCAGUAUGGGGAUUUUGAAAAUGGUUAUGACCUCAUAAUGUGGAAAAAGAGUGGUGAUGAAAGAGAGCCUGAUGUGGUGGGAAGAUUUCUCAUAAAGAAUGGUGAAGUUGAGAUUGACGAGCGCAAAAUCCCAUGGACCAACAACACGGUGCCCUUGUCCAGAUGUUCAGAGCCAUGUCCUCCAGGCACAGAGAAGAACAUAUCAAAAAUCUCCUGUUGUUAUGACUGUGCUAACUGUAGUGAGGGAUACUAUUCUAAUGAGACAGAUCAGCCUGCCUGUAAAAAAUGUCCAGAAGGCUCCUGGUCUCUUCCACGGUCAAGGGAGUGUCAGAGAUGGAACAUUUGGUUUUUGGAGUGGUCUUCAGCUUAUUCCAUUGUAGUGAUGAUUGGAACAGUAAUAGGUGCACUACUGCUGGUGUUCUCAUUUAUCUUUUUCAUUCUACACAGAGAAAAACCCAUCAUAAAGGACAUCUUAGUCACUUCAUGUCUGAUGAAAUUUGGCCUGAUGGUGAGUUUUGGAGGUGUAAUACUUUUCUUAGGCAGCCCAAACAUCCAUGUUUGUAGAGCUCAACAGAUCAUGUAUGGUCUUGGGUUCACUCUCUGUGUGUCCUGCAUUCUGGUUAAGGCCCUUCACAUAUUCUUAGCCUAUAUGGCCUUUAACCCAGACAGACGGCGCACGCUGAGAAGACUAGAUAAGCCUUUUGUCAUCAUAGGGCUCCUCACUAUAAUUCAAGCUCUCAUCUGUAUCUUCUGGAUGAUAUUUGAUCCUGUUAAUGUUAAGGAGACACAAUCAAAAACUCAGUUACUUACUCUGAACCGUCUGUGCACUCAGGGCUCUAUGUAUGGCUUUGGUGCGAUGCAUGUCUACAUUGCUUUACUAGCUGUGGUGUGUUUUGGACUGGCCUUCAAGGGGAGAGACAAUGAGACUGAUCCUAUAGUCUUCAGCAUGCUCAUCCAUCUGUUUGCCUGGUUCUGCUUUAUUCCAGUCUUCAUCACUCAAUAUGAAUCACGCCCCAUCGUCCAGAUCUCUGGCAUUAUGGUCUCCAACUAUGGAGUCAUCUUCUGCCACUUUGCCCCAAAAUGGUUUAAGAUCCUCUCAGAAAAGUCUGAGACAUUGAAGGCAGUUAAACCCCCAGUUGAUUCUCUUACAGAUGACCAUGACUCUGGGGUCGUUUGUAGGACCCCAGCGGAAACUAUAUCAAUACUCACUAUAUCACAAACCCGACUCAGCAUUACAGAGUCAGAAACGUCCGACUGGGAUAGGAACAGCUCGCAACUCUCAGAAAAUGGUUUUGCCGCAUUUAGGCAUCGGAAGCCAAGAAGUCAACGACCGAGGAGUCUCUAA
This is a messenger RNA of Colossoma macropomum (tambaqui), 2202 nucleotides long. RefSeq names its product G-protein coupled receptor family C group 6 member A-like. The annotation marks the transcript as partial. The record is from RefSeq and is a predicted model, not a curated record. Gene Ontology annotation, cellular component: membrane. Gene Ontology annotation, biological process: G protein-coupled receptor signaling pathway. The transcript has 4 exons. Gene Ontology annotation, molecular function: G protein-coupled receptor activity. Lineage: Eukaryota; Metazoa; Chordata; Actinopteri; Characiformes; Serrasalmidae.